AUGCCAAAUGAUCGUAGAUAUCAUUAUGCUCUUUGUAUUAUAGAUUGCAUAUCAAGAUACAAGGAUGGUCAGGUGUUAACACGUAAACUAAGUAGCAAGAUUGCUAUGACAUUUAAAGAUAUUUAUAAUGAUCCAAAUUCUCUUCUUAACUGGCCAGUCAUUUUGAAAGUAGGUCAAGAUACUGAAAUGAAGGAUGAAGUUAUAAUAUUAUUUGAGAGCUAUAGAACACGAAUUGAGCAUACUGAAUCAGAACAUUAUGUAUCUCUAGCCUUUGUAAAUUUAUUUCAUAACCAGCUUGAGUGUUGCUUGUUCAAGAGAAUACAAAUAAAAGAAUUGAUUAUUAAACAUAUUAAUAAAGAUUGGGUAAAGCUAUUUCAACCAACAAUUAUGGAUAUGAAUAAUGAAAAAACUUGGCUCAUUAAUAUGAAGCCUAUAAAUGCUCAUCUUCUAAAAAAAGUUCUACUAAAAUCUCGGCCAGCUCCACCUGAAAAUAAUUUACUUCUGUUAGAUAUAAUGCAUCAUCAAGCCAAUCAACUGAAAAUGACUGUGGAUGGUGCUUGGGAUAGUCUUGGAAUAGAAGUGAAACAUGACAUACUUUACAACAUUUAUCCUGCUAAAUUGCAAUUUCUAUAA
Ambispora leptoticha is the source of this 633-nucleotide messenger RNA. The record is from the annotation of a GenBank genome assembly. NCBI's taxonomy places the organism in Eukaryota, Fungi, Glomeromycota, Glomeromycetes, Archaeosporales, Ambisporaceae.